UAUUUUCGUUAAAAUUAAUUAUAUGAUAUAUUAUGAUAUUGAAAGUAUCAUAGAAGUGUGAGCAUUAAUGUUGUACUGAAGUGAUUGGAACUGAUUUUGGGAGCUCCGAAUCUGAAGAGAGCCACACUCACAUUUGCCCAAACCUGUCAUAUAAAGGCACACACCACCGCCAUUACCCUUUGCUCCGCCGUCGCCGCACCUCGCCGGGUUUUGGCUUUUCCAUUAGUAUUGAUCCUAUUCUUUGUCUCUGUUGAGCAAAAUGCAAUUCUUUGGGAGUUCUGAGAUCAGUCCAUCACCGCCUGCGCCGACAGCUUCAGGAAACAAUGGCCAUAUGAUGUAUGUGUUCAAUAGGAAUGGUGUGUGCUUGCUCUACAGGGAGUGGAAUCGCCCCUUGCGGACGUUGAAUGCCCAGCAAGACCAUAAGUUAAUGUUUGGUCUGCUUUUCUCUCUUAAGUCAUUAACUGCCAAGAUGGACCCCACUAGUGCUGAGAAAGGAAACCUUGGUGUGCCUCAGUUACCUGGCCAAGGUUGUUCAUUUCACAGUUUCCGCACUAAUACAUACAAACUUAGUUUCAUGGAAAGUCCUUCUGGAAUAAAGAUUAUCUUGGUGACUCAUCCCAGAACUGGUGAUCUACGGGAAUCCUUAAAAUAUAUCUAUAAUUUGUAUGUUGAAUAUGUUGUCAAGAAUCCUCUGUAUACACCAGGAUCUCCUAUUAGGUGUGAGCUGUUCAAUACAACGUUGGACCAGUAUGUGAGAGGCAUUGCGUAGAAGCUGAGUGGCUUCCAUUCAACAUUGUUGAUGACAUGUUGUGGUAUAACGCCUUGUUUUGAUGGUGGUCACUGCAUUUCCAGUUAGAAACACUUGGGAUAGUCGCCAUGUGGUUCAUGUUGUUUCCUAUAUUGUUACGGCAUUGGAGGGUCUUAUUAAGUUGAUAGAUAGUUGAUAAGAUUUUGUUGCCCAGAAUCUAAACCAAACGAGCCCUAACUUUUUUGUUGUCGCCACCUUGCAUAUGUAUGGCUAACUCAUUUUGGUUUAUGUGGAUUGUACUGAACAUAUUCUUUUAUCAUGUGUAAUUAGAGUUAUUCUGGUAGAAAUUCUGUGGGAAAAUCUUGGCAGUUAACAUUUUUCUGCUUAUCUUUGGAUCUUCAUCAAUUAUUUCAAUUAACUGUUGUGUU
Messenger RNA from Abrus precatorius (Indian licorice), 1176 nucleotides. Its product is annotated as trafficking protein particle complex subunit 1. Gene Ontology annotation, cellular component: TRAPP complex. Bases 260 to 769 code for a protein of 169 amino acids. Lineage: Eukaryota; Viridiplantae; Streptophyta; Magnoliopsida; Fabales; Fabaceae. The transcript is spliced from 5 exons. Gene Ontology annotation, biological process: endoplasmic reticulum to Golgi vesicle-mediated transport. The record is from RefSeq and is a predicted model, not a curated record.